AUGACUACUCAAACAAAAGUUAUGAUUGUCACUGCGGAUGACAAUUUUAUUCGUCUAAUAUCAUCGAACAAACAAUUGAACACAACCGUCGUCAAUUUAGAUAAAAAUAAUCAGAGUACAUCCACGAAUAAUCCCAAUACAUCUAUCAUUGAUUUAGUUAUUCUCGCACAACUAUUCAAUAAAAAUUCAACUUGUGAUCAUACCAAUAAACGAACUCUUGACUCAUCACAAGGUAACCAAGCUAAAGUAGUUAAAACGAGUGAGAAGAAUAAUGAUCUGGUGUGCAGUGUGUGUGGUGAUCAUGCAGUUGGAUUCAACUAUGGUGCUAUGACAUGCGCAUCUUGUAAAGUGUUCUUUCGUCGCAAUGCGCUUCAACCACCAGAAAAGAUUCGCUGCUUCAACGGACAAAAUGCAUGUUUAUUCUCUCAUGGUACUCAUCGGAGAUGUCAAAAAUGUCGACUAAGACAAUGUUUUGCUGUGGGAAUGAAAAAAUAUUAUUUCGUUACCAGCGAAGAAAAAGAACGACGACGAAAGCAACUUGAAGAAAAUCUCAAUCAGACACGCGCGUGCAAAUCUUCAAUUUUGCACAUGCCGGAUGAUAUUGAUCUUUUUCUAUCGGACAUCAACAAUCCUCGAACUAUAUCACCUCCCACUCUUCACAUCAAUGAUUGGCAAGUUAUUCAAACCAUUGAAGAAUCUUAUGCUCUUGCCUUUCAAUCACCUCUACCAUCGUGUCCUGGCCACUUUCCUGAUCGUGAAUCUAUACUGACGUUUUACAGACAAACAAAAGACCAGAUGAUUCUUCAGUUCAUUAAUUUUCUUCGUCAAAUUAAAGAAUUUGAAGCUUUAAAUGAAGAUGAUCGAUUUAUUCUAAUCAAAUACAAUUUAAAUAUUAUUGGCGCUCUUAAUAAAUUCAUAUAUUUCGACAAUCAAGCAUACACUUUAUGUGAUUUCCCAUCUAUGGAUCAAAAUGUAUAUAAAUACAUUCAAACACUAUAUAACGUAGAUCAAAGCUUACAAGAUGAUUUUAUAAACUUAGUUGGCUCAUUCUUAGCUGUUAUCGAACAAGACCUCCUAUUAUUGCGUCUUUUGAUUGUCACUUUACUAUUCUCCAAGGGUUUGUCAUUGAGUGACGAUGAGCCUCCACUUCGUGAUCCAUUAGCUGCAUAUCGAGCUGAUUCUUAUUAUACACAAUUGAUUUGGAACUAUCUAUUGGACAAACAAGGCGAACAAAAGGCAAUCAAACAAUUUACAUACCUAAUCAGUAUUAUCUUUAAGCUUCAGAUCAUGAUAAAGAAAUGGCGAGAUCAUGUGCGUGAAGAAUUGACCGCGCGUAACAAAGUAGAUUUACUUACACCACUUAUGCAAGCUGUGUUACACAUCGCUUAA
Adineta ricciae is the source of this 1389-nucleotide messenger RNA. Lineage: Eukaryota; Metazoa; Rotifera; Eurotatoria; Adinetida; Adinetidae. The record is from the annotation of a GenBank genome assembly.